AUGGCGCAUUCCCACCGUGCCGCGGCGUCUCAUGACAACCGUUCCCUCAUGGCUUUUACCACUGCAAUGACCGUCCCCGCCCGCCCCACCACCCUAUCCACCUCCUCCACUGCCCAAGUCUCCCCCCGCCGCCUGCACGGACGCACCGCACCCAACCGUCGCGCCACGCGCCCACCCGUCGCCACCUCCACCGCGGUCAAUCCGUCCCCCUCUCCCUUUCCCCCGCCCACGGCCUCCACCCUCAUCUGCACAAGUCUCACGGCGACCACCGUCUCCGCCCAGCUGGCACAAAUGUCCGCCGCGAAGGCCGCCGGCGCCGACUUGGCCGAGAUCCGCAUCGACCUGCUCGACCUCGCUGAGCAACCCAACUGGCCCUCCAUUUUCACCGGCCGCGAGCUUCCGGUUAUCGUCACCAACCGCGCCUCGUGGGAGGGUGGAAACGCCCCGGACGACGAGGACGCGCGCCUGGGGAUGCUCGCGCACGCUGUGUCUCUCGGUGUCCCGUUUGUCGAUGUCGAGCUCAAGGCUGCGCCCAGGUUCCAACAUAUUUUGGACGAACGGGGCAUUGAAAUGAUGGGGACUAAGCUUAUUCUCAGCCAUCACAACUUUCACCGCCAUUUGGAACCUGGCGAGGUGGAAGAGGUGCAGCGGGGUAUGAAGGAGGCGGGUGCGGAUGUUCAUAAGAUUGCCAUGAUGGCGACGAGCGCCAUGCACAAUGCCCUCGUUUUUGAUACGCUGAUUGGGGCGCAGGUGCCAACGAUCAUGCUGGCCAUGGGAGAGCUGGGUCAGCUUUCGCGGUUGGCGGCACCGCGCUUUGGGGCUUUCUUGACAUUUGCGAGCGUUGCGGCGGGCGAGGAGUCUGCACUAGGACAAGUAGAUGCGGAUACUCUUAACCAGCUGUAUCGGUUCCGCUCCAUUGGAGUUGAUACCCCCAUGUACGGUGUCAUCGGUAACCCUGUCUCACAUUCGGCUAGUCCUGCAGUGCAUAAUGCGGCUUUGAGUGUUACCGGAAAGGAGGGCGUGUACUUCCCGCUAAAAGUGGACGCCGAGGUGCCGCACUUCAUACGUGAGAUGGCGGCGCGAGGUUUUGCGGGCUUCUCUGUGACGAUUCCAGGGAAGCUUGUCGCGAUGGAGGCCAUGGAUAAGAUCGACGACGUGGCGAGAAGGAUUGGGGCAAUUAACACCGUUGUGAAGAAAGAGGAUGGAACCCUGGAGGGCUACAACACGGACUGGGUGGCCGCUUUGUCGGCAGUGGAAGAAAAGGUAGAGGGCGGAAUGCAACGAAAGAGAGUGCUUUGCAUAGGUGCUGGUGGGGCGGGGCGAGGGCUUGCAUUCGGCGCACUGGAGCGGGGGGCUAGGCAUGUGGUGGUUGCGAACCGGACUAAGGCUAAGGCAGAAGCACUUGCAGCGGACUUGGGAGCGCUGGCAAGCGGGAUCGGACUUGAUGAAAUGGUUGACGAAGAAGAGUUUGACGUCAUCAUGAACACAACGAGCGUGGGUAUGAGCCCGAGGGUAGAGGAUAGCCCAGUGGAUAAACGGUUGUUCCGAAAGGGCAUGGUUGUUUUCGAUGCAGUUUACAACCCAUUGGAAACGAGGAUGUUGAAGGAGGCGACCGCGGCAGGAUGCGUGACGGUAUCCGGGCUGGAGAUGUUUGUCAGGCAGGCCGGAGAACAAUUUAAACUUUGGUUCCCAGACGUUGAGGCACCGGUUGGAGCAAUGCGAGAGGUUGUGCUGAAAAGGUUAGGUCGUUAACAAGUUUGACUUAUGCUUUUUGCGUUAUGCACGAGCACGUUAGUUUAAUUUACAGGUACUACGUGCACGGAACAUUUUUCCUUGCUCUUAGUGCACACCUGGAAACCUUAUCACCCAUGCGCUAAUAAGAAUGACCUUCCUGGGACUAAAAAAGUUGCCGAGAACUUUGCGGAAAAGGACCGACGCUGGCUCAA
Messenger RNA from Chondrus crispus (carragheen), 1946 nucleotides. RefSeq lists its product as hypothetical. The record is from RefSeq and is a predicted model, not a curated record. Gene Ontology annotation, biological process: shikimate metabolic process; chorismate biosynthetic process. The transcript has 2 exons. Lineage: Eukaryota; Rhodophyta; Florideophyceae; Gigartinales; Gigartinaceae. Gene Ontology annotation, molecular function: NADP binding; shikimate 3-dehydrogenase (NADP+) activity; 3-dehydroquinate dehydratase activity. Bases 1 to 1752 code for a protein of 583 amino acids.